Messenger RNA from Ceraceosorus bombacis, 1319 nucleotides. The record is from the annotation of a GenBank genome assembly. Lineage: Eukaryota; Fungi; Basidiomycota; Exobasidiomycetes; Ceraceosorales; Ceraceosoraceae.
AUGCUGGCUACCCUAGCUGGUCUGCUGGCAGGGACCAGUCUCAUUUCGUACAGCACGCUCGCGCUUGCUGCCUCGAGCAGACACACACCCAGCCUCGCCAAAGCUCGCUCAGGGCAGAUCUCCCAUGUGCACAAUGUUUCCCGACGAGGCGUAGGUCAGGUGCGCAGAGCAGCAAGCUCCGUUCUCUCUCCUCGCGCAGAUCGCAGAUCGCAGAUCGCAGAUCGCAGUGCGGCUGAGUCAUCUGCAUUUCUCCCUUGACCGCCUUACAGAACGUUCUGAGUGGUCUGACUAGAGACGCACAAUCUUCCACCAGUCACUGGUGGAGACCGAGCGACAUGAUGCCAAAAGAUCCCGCCACUGGGAUUCGCAAGGUGCAUCCGAGCUGGAACUUGCCGGAAGACUAUAACGAAAAAGCAGCUCAACGCGACAAAGAUGCAGGCAAAGCGUUGGGAAGCAGCAUCACAGACUUUCGAGAGAGGCUCAUUUGGAAUGGAGAGGGUAGACCUCCGACCAUCGAACAGACGCGCAACGGGCCAAAGUCUCCGCCUGAAGACCCAAAACAUCGCUACGUCCACGUACCUUCUUCUCGUGAAGAGCUGGAGAGGGAGUGGAACGAUCCUCAUCCGGCUUUGCAUCCUGUGCACGAGUAUCGCAAGUUGACAAGGGACAAGUAUCCGGUAUUGAGGGAGAGCAAGAGCUCGUCGGAUCUGCUGUACAAGGAGCCUACCAAGCCCAGCGAGGUUCCAAAGAACGCGAAAACGGGACUGGAGAGGAGCAAGAGCACUUCUGCUCUCAUCGAUGAGAGUCCGCUCAAGAUGCCAAAGGGACGCUUGCCCAGCGAUGCAGAGAGAAGGCACAAAUUGAUGCAUCAAUUCGUGCAGAGCUACCCUGGCCACAUUCCCAAGAGCGUGCAAGAUGGUCUCUAUGACCAUGCAAAGCAGCACGAGGGGCGACUACACUACAUGGACGUUGGUCGUCUCUACCUAGAGCAUCCAAGCGAAGAUCUUCAGGCUGCGAAGCGCGUAGUAGGCCAUAUGGAGCGCUGGACCAAGCACACGAAAAACAUGUAUCCCAUCUCCAAACGCAUCUGGUCAGACAUGCACGAUCCAAUCCCGCUGACGCGCGACGGUCAGUUCUUCAAGGCUGCAGGCAUGCCGAAUGGCUGGUCCGUAGAGAAUCAUAGAGGUGGCCCCAAUGUUCAAAAGUACUUGUUAAAGAAAGAAGCUGCAGAAGAGGCCAAGAGAAACAAGGUGCUCACUCCGCUAGAGAAGAAAAAGGAGGCUUUCGAUAGACGCUUCCCUCAACGGAAAUUGUGGUGA